UAAAGGUUUACUUAAAAGCCAAGAUGGCUCCUUUAAAGAGGAGGCAAAAGAGAUACAAGCUGAACUGAGUUUUUUUUCUCCUCCAUGUUAGUCAACAGCAAUAGAAUGACUGCAUACUCCCCUAGUCCUCCAGUCAUUAUUUUUGGCUGUUCUUUAGAACUAUAAAAGACCUGACUAGGCCACCAUGGCUUUGCAUAACUUGUACAACACCUGCAAUGUUUUCAUGUUUUUCCUGCUCCUGUCUGUGUUUUUUGAUAAAAGUCAGGGGGCAACAGGACUGAGUCGACGAACUUCUACUGAGGACCCUGCUGUGCCGUUGUUCCAAGCUUUGUCAGAGAAAGUACCCCAUGGUGUUCGGUGGAAGAGGCAUUUGGAUGGCCCUGAAAUGCACUUUAUGAUGGAUCUGUACAACAGAGCAGCUGAUAUGAAUGGGCGACCAAAGGAUAACAGAACAACAGGGUCUGACACUAUUCGAAUGGUGAAACCACGAAGAGGUCUGUUACAUCACAAGAAAGGCCCCCAGAGUACACAGUAUGAUUUGAAAUUUAUUCCAGAUCUACAGAACAUGAUAAAAGUAGCCUUUGUCUUCUUUCAAGAGAAGUCUUACGACAGAAUACCAAUUUCUUGUCAAAUAAAAGUCCUAUCUAAAUUCAAAAGCAGACGAGACACCAACUUUGAUAUUGCCAGCCGCUUAAAGAGCACUUUUACAAUCUCCUUUAACUUUCAAGAUAAGAUGGCUGAAGUGGACAUUACUUCACACCUCUUUCCACUUCUCAAAAGCCUUUGGAACAAAUGUAUGCUGUAUCUUAGCUACACAUGUGUCAAGACAGGGGCAGAAGAUCGUGACAAUGCAGGUGAACAUGUCCACUUGCAAGUGCCUUCCUUGCUGUUUUACCUCCGUGACAAACUGAGGAAGAGACAAAAAAUGAAGAGUGGAAUGGAAUUAACAAAUGAGCACAAGGGCACAGGACCCAUACUUUCUAGAAAAGUCCGUGAGUUGAAAAUUAUCAAUAUGGAUAGCUCUGAUUACCAUAAGCAAGAAACUGUUCUGCCAAACCAGUGCCAGCUGUAUUCCAUCAGAGUAAGCUUUCAGCAACUAGGCUGGGAUCACUGGAUAAUUGCACCUCAUAGGUACAACCCAAGAUACUGUAAAGGAGACUGCCCUCGUGUUCUUCACUAUGGCUACCACUCGCCCAACCAUGCUAUUGUACAAAACUUCAUUAACGAGCGUGUUGACAAAAAUGUUCCUCGGCCGUCUUGUGUCCCUUAUAAGUACAAACCUAUUAGUGUUUUAAUGAUUGAGCGCAAUGGUGAUAUCGUCUAUAAGGAAUAUGAAGAUAUGAUAGCCGAAUCUUGCACAUGCAAAUGAACACUUUACUGGGGGGAGUCAAAUGAACACUUUACUGGAGGAGUCUCUCAGAUGUGGCCAUAUCGCAUUAUCUUGGUGGAGGAACAGUCCCAACUAAUAAUCUGCCUCCUACAAAAAAAAAAAAAAAAAAAUCCAGAAAAAAAUAUCUGACAUUACAUGCAAGUUGCCUUUAUUUCAAGAUGUGCCUUAGUGUGCUUUAGAGCCUUAGAAACCGACUCCCUUCUUGCACUUGGAGUAACUGUCUUUUCUUUUUUUCUAAAUCUUGGUCAAGAGAUUAAAAUAUCACAUGGAACACUGUAAUAGAAUUUUAUAGCUUUUUCAGAGUUUUGACUUUUAACACAACAAAAUGGAAAGAAAAAAAGGAAAAAGGACCCAGCGUUGGGCCUUAAACCCGAAACAUAAAAGCUUUCUUCUCUGUAAUGUUAUUUCUGGGCACACUGCCUUUUGCUGGCAGAAUUUAUGAAAUCUCUGAAAGAGAAGAAGUACUUUAUUACCUUUAUGAAAUUGCACAUUCACUUAAAAUGAAAUAUUAAUUGUAUUAUUGUAUUUAAAAUGUUGUAUAAGGUAUAACUCAGUUUAUUUCCAUUGUACACCUAUUUAUAAAGAUGUACACUAAAGCACUAUGUGCCAUCUUAAAAUGUGGAAAAUAUUGCAGGUGUCCCUUCUCAGAGUACUUUGUUUCCCUAGUUUUAUACACCGCAGGCCACCUAUAAUCAGUUUAAUAGAUAUGGACAGAAAAUGUGAGUAACACCACCUGUCCUUAAAUGUAAAAAAAGUAUUUAUAUAUUAAUAUAUAAUAUUUUUUAACCAAGGAAGAGGUUUUGAUCAUCACAAAACUGUAAUUUAUGUGCUAUUUUAAUAUCUAGUUAUCUUAUUUGCACUGAAAUGAAAUAAAAGCAGACUCACCUUUUUCCUAUUAAAAAAUCAAUCUCUAGAUGUUUAUAUAUAUAUAUGUGUGUGCCUGUAUUUUAGUGGGCUAUAACAUUUAAUUCAGGGUCGGUCGAAUCCAGAUGUUAUUUCUUUAUAGGACAAAAUACAUUUGUUCCCUUUGUCCAUAUAUGAAACGGUAAAAGUGUGUUUCCAUGUCUUCAUAUGCUUUGUGUGAAACAUUACAUAACUCAGAAUGUAUAAUACAUGUGGGAAAUAAAUAAGUAAAAAUG
This is a messenger RNA of Protopterus annectens (West African lungfish), 2529 nucleotides long. RefSeq names its product bone morphogenetic protein 15 (gene BMP15). NCBI's taxonomy places the organism in Eukaryota, Metazoa, Chordata, Ceratodontiformes, Protopteridae. Gene Ontology annotation, biological process: SMAD protein signal transduction; BMP signaling pathway. Gene Ontology annotation, cellular component: extracellular region. Gene Ontology annotation, molecular function: cytokine activity; growth factor activity. The transcript is spliced from 2 exons. The record is from RefSeq and is a predicted model, not a curated record. The coding region runs from base 185 to 1369 and encodes 394 amino acids.